CAGUCCCAAUGUGCAACGCGGGAAGAUGGCGGGUGUGCUAGAAAGGAGUUACAUAGAGAUCUGCGGAUUUGAAAGAGAGUCUGUUUUACGAUUCAGACAGAUCACACUGAAUCUGGGUGUUGGACUUCACUCAGGCGGUGUGAAGUAUGCAGACAGUGCAGGUGGAUUCUCAUAUGAGGACAGCGGGAAACUCCUCUCAGUCACCAGCAACCGAUUCAUCCACUGGUCCACCUCAGGUGACACAGUUCAGUUUGUCGAGCAGUCGCUGGACACUAAUCUUCUGAAUAAUGCCGUCCGCCUGCGUAUCCCAAACUGCCUCUUGCUGCCUGGAGGAGUUUGUAUUCAAGAGACCCUUAACAAUGUCAUUAUUCUGAUCGUCACCAGCCAGUCAGUUCAUCGCCUGGUGCUGCCGCACCCCAGCCGCAUGUACCGCAGUGAUCUGGUCACUGAACUCCAGAUGCAGUCCAUUUUCACAGACAUCGGAAAGCUGAAUUUAAACGAACCAGCCCACAGUUAUGUGCUCCCAUUUGCACAAGGAACACAGGCGACCGCUCCGUCCACGUCGGCCGCCUGGAUCAGUCAUGAGGGGGAGGCGCUGUUUGCUCUCGCCUCGCCAUCAGGCGGCAUUACUGUAGUCACGUUGCCUGCUCAUGAUCAAGAUGGGACGGUGUCCGUUUUGGAGUUGAAACAGAGUUCAAUGAUGCAGCGGUUGGCUGGCUGGAUGCCCACCGCCAUCAGGGGAGAUCAGAGCAUUUCUGAUCUGGCCAUCAGUCUGGCUGUCCACCAGCUAGAGGAUGACACUUUCAUAUUUGCGCUGUGUCAAGAUCAUAAGCUGCGCAUGUGGUCUUUUAAGAAUCAGAUGUGUCUGUUGGUGACCGAUAUGUUGGAUUAUAUGCCCGUGGGCCGUGGGGAGGUGAAGGCUUCUCCAGCGCAGGCUCAUAAGCUCCGUCUCUUCUUCUCCUCAUCCACCGGACUGUGUCUCGCCAUCUACCUCGCAGUACCCGAACGCAGUCAGUUCUGUGUGCUGCAGCUGGUGGCCAAUGAGAACAAUCGCUACAGCUUGGACCACAUCUCAACACUGUUUUCAACCCAGGAGACACUAGUGGAUUUUGUCUUGACGGCGACUGAUAUUUGGGCUGUUUGGCUGGACAAUGACAACCAGACUGUGGUGAAGUACAUCAGUUUUGAGCAUAACACAGCAGGCAUGUGGAACCAGGUGUUUGUCCAGCCAUCACCAGAGGAGGAAGUUCACGUUGGUGAAGACCAAGAUCCACGGGAAAUUUACCUUGAUGUACUUUUUUCACCUCUACGUUUCACAGCAUCAGCCAUCAUCAAAGCUUUACAGAUUUACAAACGAGGUACAGAGCGAUAUUCCGAUUUGUCGUGGGAGGAGCUGAAGAAAGAGGUUACAGUCACAUUGGAAAAUGAGCUUCAGGGCAGCGUGACAGAGUACGAGUUCUGUCAGGAGGACUACCGGCUGCUGCAGGUGGAGUUCUGGUCAAAGUUUUACGCCUGCUGCUUACAGUACCAGGAUGUUCUGUCCACGCCACUCGCCCUGCAUGUGAGCCCUGCCACAGCCAUGGUCUGCAUCCUUAAGAAGGGCUUUGUGUCUUUCCUGUUACCCUGCUUUGCUAUAGACCAUCUUUACCUGUCCUCGGAUGAAUACCUGUUUUCGGAGGAGGAGACUCCAAUUGCUGAGGAUUCAGAUUUGAGCCGUGACAUCCUGCAGCUCAUUCAUUGUCUCCGCAUGGUGAGUGAGUCUCUUCCAGAGGAUAUGGCCUAUGAGAUGGACAAGGCCCUUGAGGACCUGCAGUCUCCAGAGAAAGUGUCUGAAAAAGUACUGGAGGGCCUUAUGGCCAGUGACAAUGUGAAUGUCGUUCAGGACAUUGUAAACAAACUGCAAGAUAUCAGUAACCCCAUUGUUGCAAUAAACACUCUGCUGAGAGAACUGGACCUGGAGGCUGAUGCGGAGACGGACACCAGAUCCACAGGUCAGUCACUGAGAGUGCGCAUUAGCCUCUCUCAGCUGUACGGCAGCAGUGUGGCCGCUAGUCUGAUCUGUCAGGCUGUGUGUCAGACUGCUAUGACCCGAGCUCUGCUCUGCAGAGACCUGCUCAUCCUGCAGCAGCUGUACCUGCGAAUUGAUGACCAUCUGUUGGGUCAAGGUGGUCCUCAGUUACUGCAGUUGCAGCAAGACUUGAUUCCUCGAUGCUCUAAUCUGCUGUGCACGUAUCACCUGCUCAAGCAGAUGAGCCUGAUGCUGUCCUCAUCUGUUCCACUUGACAUACUAAAUGCUGACCUUCAGCAUCUGUCUGUUUUGGAGCUGUCAGACUCUACAACUCCUACAUCCAGUAGAUCAGUGUUGAAUCCUCAAACUGUGGUGGAGUUGUUCUACCAGAAUGUGGCCCGUAAAGCCAUCAUGUCCCAGAUCUUUUCCCAGCAGGAUGUGGGGGGCAAUCAGACCAUGUUGCACUGGCCACAAAUGAUCUCCAGUGUCCUCACACUACUCUGCCAGUUUCUCUGGCCCAGCAAUCCCAGUUUCCUCUUUCCUGAAUGCCUAAUGGGAAACUGCCAGUAUGCACAGUUGCAGGAAUAUGUUCGGUUAGUUGGGCCCUGGUGCCAGGUGAACGUGGGAUCCUAUCGUUUUGUUUUGGGUCACUGCUAUCUGGCCAGUGGUGAGGGCCAAAAGGCAUUGCAGUGUUUCCAGGAAGCAGCCGCUGAGGUGGAUAAAGAAGAGUUUUUAAUGAAACUCACAGGUUCAGAUGAAGAGGCGGCCGCAACUCACCCACGAUUACGUUAUUACAACAAGGUUUUGCGAUUACUGGAGGAUAUUGGUUUGCCAGAGCUUGUGAUUAAUUUGGCAACGCUGGCCAUAUCUGAAGCUGCCAAUGAUGAGAGAAGCCAGGCUGCUCUGUGGACUCGUAUAUUCAAGCAUCAUCUGGAUCUUGGACACAACAGUCAGGCAUACGAGGCUCUGACGCAAAACCCUGAUUCUAGCAGGCAGCUGGACUGUCUUCGACAGCUGGUGGUGGUUCUGUGCGAGCGCGCUCAACUCAGGGAUCUCGUCCAGUUCUCGUUUGUUAAUUUACACGAUGAGGUGGUCAGCAUUAUUGAGUCUCGUGCGAGAGCUGUGGACCUCAUGACUCACAACUACUAUGAGCUUUUAUAUGCUUUUCAUAUCAAUCGUCACAACUAUAGGAAAGCCGGUACAGUGAUGUUUGAGUACGGUAUGCGUCUGGGGCGUGAGGUGCGAACUCUGCGUGGUCUCCAGAAGCAAGUCAACUGUUAUCUAGCUGCCCUCAACUGCCUGCGUCUCGUCCAUCCGGACUACGCAUGGAUUGUGCAGCCUUCGUGUGGAGCAGCGUAUGAACGACCGGGCACAUCACCGAAAAGGAGCUAUGAUGGUGAAUUUGCUGCAAGUCCAGUAAGUCAACAGAUCGACAUUCUUGAGCUGAAAGACUUGGAGAAAGAGUGUGUUCUUGCUCGGAGUCGUCUAACAUUGGCUCAGCAGGAUCCCCCCUCAGCCGCUAUCGCAGGAGGUGCAUCUUCACAAGAGAUGGUGGCUCUGCUGGUACAAACAGGACUUUUUGACACAGCCUUGACACUAUGUCAGACCUUUAACUUAUCCCUCACACCCGUCUUUGAAGGACUGACCUUCAAGUGUAUCAAACUGCAGUAUAAAGGUGAUCAGGACCAGACAGAGGUGUGGAACUGGCUUGCGGCCAAUCAGUUGCCAACUGUCAUUACUACUAAAGAGUCCAGUGCGACAGAUGAAGCUUGGCGGCUGUUAGCUCAUUAUUUGGAGAAAUAUUCCUCACAGAACGCCCAAUAUCAUCGGUGUGUCAUCAACAAGCUGUUGUCACAUGGGGUGCCAGUACCUGAUUGGCUGCUUAAUGCCUACAAGGAAGUUGAUGCUGCAGCGCUGUUGCGUCUCUAUCUGAACUUUGAUCAGUUGGAGUCAGCAGCUGAGCUUGUGCUCGAGUAUGUGGAUGCUCUGCUUGGAAAGGGACAUCAGUAUUUUGGUAUAGAGCGUCCGCUCUCAGCUACAGCAUCCCCGGUGUGGUUGCCUUAUACAUCAAUCGAUCAGCUCUUAAGAAACCUCAGUGAAAGCCAGAUCAAUGAAAAGAUGUACAGGAAUCUGAAAGAUAAACUAGUGGAGUAUCACAGACUGGUGGAUCAGAGCAGCAGAAACAGACUCAUGGCCCGCUAACCACCGCUCAGAACUGCACUUCAGACCUGUACUUAGUAUGAAUGUUGAUGAAAUUAUGUUUGUUGGUGGUGCGUAGGUGUGUUGAGCUGUUUGAUGAUCCAUGCUAAAAUUAUUUGGAAAAUGUAUCAACAUCUUUAAUAAUCAGUCACAGUUCAGCCUCUUAAAUAGAAAAAUGUGUAUUUUUAUAUAGAUACUGUUUAAACCAUCUUAAACUUUGUAUGUUGUACUCGACUUAACUGGUGUAAUUUAAAUAAGGAAUGCAAUAAAGCAACUUUGUUAAA
Labeo rohita (rohu) is the source of this 4491-nucleotide messenger RNA. RefSeq names its product nucleoporin 160 (gene nup160). Gene Ontology annotation, cellular component: nuclear pore. The record is from RefSeq and is a predicted model, not a curated record. Lineage: Eukaryota; Metazoa; Chordata; Actinopteri; Cypriniformes; Cyprinidae. Gene Ontology annotation, molecular function: structural constituent of nuclear pore.